AUGGGUGUCCAUUCCUCCAAAGUUGCACCCCAAGGGGGGUUCGAGCAAGGGGAGGCUUCAGGGGUUCAGAGGCCAGAGCAGGAGGACUGGCCCGAGCCAUGGUCUGAGAGCAGAGCAGAUCCUGAGGCGGCAACUGGGCCCCAGCAGCUCCCCGCCUCCGCGGGGCAGCCAGAGCAGGUCCUGGAUUCCAAGAGGGGAUUCACCGGUCCCGGAAGCCCAGGGGCAGCAGCCACCCCCUGGGAGGCCCCGCUGCCACACCAACCGCCUGGAGCAGCCCCUCGCCCGGGGCUUCCAGAGGAUGGGGCUGGCAGUGGGCUCGCACCCCUGGCUCUUCCUGCUGGCGCCCCUGGUGCUGACGGCUGUCCUGGGUACCGGUUGACGUACCUGCACAGGGAGACUGAAGAGAACCUGGAGGAGCAGUACACCUCUUUGGGUAGCCCCGGCAAAGCCGAGCUGCACUUCGUGCAGGCACAUUUCUCCAAUAACGAGUUCCACCUCUUCUCCCCGUUGUGGUCCAGUGCGGAGGUCAACUUUGCCUCCAUCCUGGUGAUGUCCAACACUACCAAUCUGCUGGAUCAAGUCAUCUUCUCAGAAAUGAGUCAACUGGACGAGGCAGUGCAGACGCUGACUGCGCCUUGGGAAGAUGGAACCCAGGUCCUCUACCCUCAGGUGUGUGCCAGGUACCAGAGCACCUGCAUGCCCUCCAACCCACUCCUGUUCAUCUGGCAGAAGAAUAACAUCAUGGACCUGAAAAGCAUCACUUUCCCUAUUUACAACACCUCCGCUGCUCCCCUCUACUUGGCCAACCUCUUGGGAGGAACAGUCCUAGGUCCCGGCGCAGGGACAAGCCGCUUACUCCUGUAAGCCAAGACCAUGCGGCUGCAGUACUACCUGAAGACCGCAGACCCCGAGGAAAGCCCGUGCAGCCAGAAGUGGCUGCUCGAGUUCCUGGACCAAAUUCACGCCAUUGAAAAGUGCUUGGCCUUGAAGAACAUCCAGGUGGUCUAAUUCACAUCACUUUCUAGGAAACUUGAAUUUGAGGCAAGUGCUAGGACAGUGGUCCCUUUCUUUUACACGGCAUACCUUCUGAUCAUAUUAUCUGCCAUCAUAUCAUGCUACAGGUAAAAAUCUCUUAUUAGUUUUUAAACUUAAAAAUAUUUGUUGUAAGAUAUUUAACGUAACACAUGCCAUCCCCAUGGCUGCAUACUGUCGUGACUGUUUCCAAUAUCUUUUAUAACCCAAAGGAGGAACUCUGUGACCAGUGAGCAGUGUCUCCUGCUGCCCUUCUCUCCUCCAGUCCUGAUUAACCUUGACUCUAUUCUUUCUACGAAUUUGUCUUUCCUAGGUUUUCAUGUCAACAAAAUCAUACAUUUUUUUGUACUGACUUAUUUCACUUAUCAUAAUGCUUCCAGGGUUUGUCCUUGUGCACGUGUGACAACUUUAUUCCACUCUAUUGGCUCUGUGCUCCAUUGUAUGUGUGCUCCACAAUUUGGUUGCCCGCAGUCUUUUGUAGGCAUGGAGUAUUUACUUCUCUUGACAAUCCUAACACUGCAAGGAACAUGGUGCGCUCAUAUUAAGAGAGUCAUUUACAAGUGGAAUUGGUGGGUUGUAUGAGAAUUCCAUAGUCAGCUAUUUGAAGAACCAUCACAUUGUUUUCCAGAUU
Molecule: messenger RNA, 1663 nt
Organism: Talpa occidentalis (Iberian mole)
Lineage: Eukaryota; Metazoa; Chordata; Mammalia; Eulipotyphla; Talpidae
Product: patched domain-containing protein 3-like
Exons: 3
Coding region: 1-864 (287 amino acids)
Cellular component (GO): membrane
Source: RefSeq, a predicted model, not a curated record